AUGUUUACCUUAACCGAGUACUUCAUCGCCGCCUGUGUCUGGCUCAUCCUCUACAAGGUUGGCAAUUUGCUGUGGAAUCGACAUCACUAUUCCAAGCAGCAGAAAGCUCGCGGCUGUGGAGAGAUCAAGCAUUAUCGCCAUCGAGACCCGAUUCUCGGACUAGACUUUGUCUACACGCUCUCCAAAGCCUUCAAGGAACACCGCUGGCUCCCAUGGCAACAGGAGCUCUUUGCGGCCCAGGGCGUCAAGACCUUCCAGGCCAACUUCCUCGGGUCGCGAGCCAUCUACACAUGCGAGUCCGAGAACAUGAAGGCCAUGUCGACCACAUACUGGCGCGAGUUUGGCCUGGAACCGCUUCGUCGGAAAAGCGGAGCCGCCGACCCUGUUGCUGGGCCCGGAGUCAGUACAGUUGACGGACCGAUGUGGGAUUUCAGUCGCAAUCUCAUCAAGCCCUAUUUCACACGCGACGGAUACUCGAACCUCGCCCGGCUGGAGGUGUUUGUCAAUCGUCUGCUGCGCCUGGUGCCGACGGAUGGUUCGACCUUUGACAUGCAGCCGUUGCUGCAACGAUGGUUCCUUGAUACCUCCAGCGAGUUCCUGUUCGGCAAGACCGUCGACUCCCUCACCCAUCACGAGAAUGCGAAGGUGGCCAAGGCCAUGGUCGACACAAUGCGAGGCAUCCGCGUGCGUCUGACCAUGUCAAAGCUGAUGUUCCUCCACCGUGAUCCGGUGUGGAUGGAGAAUGUGAAAAUCGUCCGGGAUUUCGUGGACGAGCGCAUCGAUGCCAGUCUGACGCAGCUGCAGGACGUCAAGGGCGGCAAGGGUACGUCGGCCACAGAAAAUCAGCCUGACGGUCGCACGGAUCUGCUAUGGGACAUGGUACAGCAGCUGCAAGAUAAGGAAGCUUUGCGGGGCCAAAUAAUGGCCGUGUUCAUCCCCUCCAACGAUACGACGUCGAUUCUCAUCAGCAACGCCAUCUUCGCCCUGGCAAGACAUCCCCAUGUGUAUCAGACGCUGCGGGAAGAGGUACUCGCCCUGGGAGACCAGGAGAUUACGUUUGAGAAACUGCGUGGACUGCGCUACCUACGAUAUGUCAUCAAUGAGACUCAUCGUUUGUACCCGAACGGCAUCCAGAUGGUACGGAUUGCUCUGGAAGACACUACACUGCCAGUCGGAGGAGGCCCAAAUCAAAGCCAACCGAUCUUCAUCCAGAAAGGAGAUAUCGUCCAUGCCAACCGGUACCUCAUGCACCGGGACCCUGACAAUUGGGGGCCUGAUGCUGAGGUCUUCCGCCCGGAGCGUUGGGGAGAUGCCCGGCCUCUGUGGAAGUUCGUCCCCUUUGGAGGAGGCCCGCGCAUCUGCCCUGCGCAUGUGCUCGUCGAUACGGAGGCGUCAUACGUGCUCCUGCGCUUUGUGCAGCGGUUUCGUACUCUGGAACCCCGAGACGACCGGCCAUACAAGGCCAUCAUGCGGAUUGGGCCGAGCAAUUUGAAUGGGGUGAAUGUGGCUGUAAAGCCUGCGUAGCGGGGGGGAUCUAUGGACGUAGCGAUGUUGAGCCAUGAGCGGUAGCU
Aspergillus pseudotamarii is the source of this 1571-nucleotide messenger RNA. Its product is annotated as cytochrome P450. The transcript is spliced from 3 exons. The coding region runs from base 1 to 1524 and encodes 507 amino acids. Gene Ontology annotation, molecular function: monooxygenase activity; iron ion binding; oxidoreductase activity, acting on paired donors, with incorporation or reduction of molecular oxygen. The record is from RefSeq and is a predicted model, not a curated record. NCBI's taxonomy places the organism in Eukaryota, Fungi, Ascomycota, Eurotiomycetes, Eurotiales, Aspergillaceae.